UCGGCCAGAGCAAUCAAACCUACUUUCCAUGGAUUGUCAAAAGGUUCGAACUGCUCUCUCUGUUGCUGCUUUCUCCAAUUAUGCUCAGGCCUGAGAAUUCCCUAUUGAUUUGGGCCUAUAUCAUAGCCAUGUUCGAUCUGAUCUGCGCCUCACUAUUUGCCGGGCUCUGUCUCGACACGAUCUUCGAGCAUCUAAGUUGGCUUACCAUAUUCGCAGUAGUAUUUGGCAUCUUCUGGGUCUCAAUGAUUGUCGUGCUCCUCGUUGGCAUCUAUGCGCGCAAUCCCAGAUGCCUACGUGCCUGGAUCCUCUUCUCCGAGGGCGGCAUCUUGCUGGAAAUGUGUCUGCUUCUGUACGCCUUUUUCAGCCAGAGCACAUUCCAAGCGGGCCUGGUCAGGAAUGGCCUGUUUCUCAUGUCGGGAUUGAUUGUGGAGCUUGUUUUCCUGUACACCAUCUAUCAGUUCUAUAAGGCCCUGGCUCGUUGUAAAAGAUGCAAACGACCGCUGGAGUCCAACAGCAAGUCCCGAUGAGAGUAACCUUGAUCUUCCUUUGUUUCAAUUACAGUUGAGUUAACGCUUAAA
Drosophila pseudoobscura is the source of this 578-nucleotide messenger RNA. RefSeq lists its product as uncharacterized. The record is from RefSeq and is a predicted model, not a curated record. The transcript has 4 exons. Bases 81 to 527 code for a protein of 148 amino acids. Lineage: Eukaryota; Metazoa; Arthropoda; Insecta; Diptera; Drosophilidae.